UUCACACUGAGGAUGAGGAUGAUGCCACACAUGUAGAAGAUGAUGAUAGACCGCGCUCACGAAAGAGACCGUCCGUGGAUUCCAUGGUGCGAACAGUUGUGAAUGAAAGACGUGAAGACAACCACAGCAAGAGGAGCUCUGCAUUUUUUUUUCCCCCCAGCUUGAAAUUUCUCAAGGCGUGAAUUCGUUCCUCCAGUCCAUGAAUGUUGAGAUUUAACGAGAAUUUCUGUCCCGGCGAUAUAUAGACAUAAAGCUAUUCAUGUUGCAACCUCAAGCUUCAUGACAAUGGAUUAUUCGCUGUUAUUAUACAGCCUUUGGGUACCCGUUAUUCUCGCUGUUGAGGAGACUCUUAUGGACAGCAGGUGGGCUACUACAGAGCUGGCGUGGACCACCUAUCCAGAAAGCGGGUGGGAAGAAGUGAGUGGAUAUGACGACCACUUGAGCCCCAUCAGGACAUACCAGGUCUGUAACGUACUGGAGCCCAAUCAGAACAACUGGCUCCGGACAGACUUCAUCCCACGCCGGGGAGUUCUUCGAGUUUACGUGGAGCUCAAGUUCUCUGUGCGGGACUGUGGCAGUAUUCCCAAUAUUCCCGGGUCCUGUAAGGAGACCUUUAAUCUGUUCUACUAUGAAUCGGAUGGAGACGUGGCCACAGCAAGCAGCCCGCCAUGGAGGGAGAACCCCUACGUAAAGGUGGACACCAUAGCCCCCGACGAGAGCUUCUCAUUGCUGGAGUCAGGAAUCGUCAACACCAAAGUACGGAGCUUAGGUCCUCUUUCCAAAGCUGGUUUCUACCUGGCCUUCCAGGAUCUGGGCGCCUGCAUGUCCCUCAUCUCGGCCAGGGUCUUCUUUAAAAAGUGCUCCACCACCAUUGCUAACUUCGCUGUCUUCCCCGAGACGGCCACUGGUGCCGAGGCCACCUCUCUGGUCAUCGCUGCCGGAGCCUGUGUGCCAAAUGCCAUCGAGGAAUCUGUCCCUCUAAAGCUGUACUGUAACGGAGAUGGAGAAUGGAUGGUUCCUGUGGGAGCAUGCACCUGCAUGGCGGGCUUUGAGCCGGCCAAGAAAGAUACUCAGUGCCAGGCGUGCACCCCAGGGACCUUCAAAUCCAAACAGGGCGAGGGUUCUUGUAUGCCGUGCCCUUCCAACAGCCGGGCCAGCUCUAGGGCGUCUAGCAUUUGCCCUUGUCAAAGCGGCUACUACCGCGCUGACAGCGACCCCCCUGAUGCAGCCUGCACUACUGUUCCUUCGGCACCAUUAAACGUGAUCUCCAGUGUGAAUGAGACUUCAGUGUCACUGGAGUGGUCCGAGCCGCGGGAUUUGGGCGGGAGAGGUGACGUGGUGUAUAACGUGGUGUGUAAGAAGUGCCUGCACGAUGGCGGGUCCUGUGCGCGGUGUGACGAUAACGUGGAGGUGUCACCACGGCGACUGGGUCUGGCCGAGAGGCAGGCGGCGGUGAGGAAUCUACAGGCACACACCCAUUACAGCUUUGAGAUCCAGGCUGUCAACGGUGUGUCUCCCAAGAGCCCAUCCACCCCGCAAUAUGCCACUGUCAAUAUCACCACCAAUCAAGCAGCUCCAUCGGCAGUCCCCACCAUCCACUUAAUGCGGGCCACAGCUGGCACUCUCAGCCUCUCCUGGCUACCCCCAGAGCGGCCCAAUGGUGUGAUCCUGGAUUAUGAGAUCAAGUACCAGGAGAGGGGAGAGUCGUUCUCGCACACCGUCACUGCACAGCACACUUCUGCCAAAGUGGAGGGUUUAAAGGCUGGCACGGUGUACGGCGUGCAAGUACGUGCUCGUACUGUAGCCGGUUACGGACGCCAUAGCAGCCCGGUGGACUUCAGUACAAGUCUUUAUGAUGACCCAGAGCGGUCAGUACAGGACCUGUUGCCACUCAUUGUGGGCUCUGCCUCAGCAGGAUUUGUGGUCAUCCUUGCCAUGGUGGUCAUCGCUGUUGUCUGCCUUAGACGGCAGCGUACUGGCUCUGAGCUGGAAUAUACUGAAAAACUGCAGCAGUACGGUGAGUAUAACUGCACCAAAAACAUAUUUAUUACUCUGAACGAUGGCAGGUUUACUGUAACGCAGCUGGUUGGCAUGUUGAGGGGAAUCGCAGCUGGCAUGAAGUAUCUGUCCGACAUGAACUAUGUCCAUCGUGACCUGGCUGCCCGCAAUGUGCUCGUCAACAGCAACCUGGUGUGCAAAGUGUCCGAUUUUGGCCUCUCUCGCUUUCUGGAUGAUAACUCAUCGGACCCCACCUACACCAGCUCAUUGGGGGGAAAGAUCCCAAUCCGCUGGACCGCCCCCGAGGCCAUCGCCUUCAGAAAGUUCACCUCGGCGAGUGAUGUGUGGAGCUAUGGGAUCGUGAUGUGGGAGGUUAUGUCAUUUGGGGAGCGGCCAUACUGGGACAUGAGCAAUCAAGAUGUAAUGAACGCAGUGGAGCAGGACUACAGGCUGCCUCCUCCCAUGGACUGCCCCGCAGUGCUGCACCAGCUCAUGCUGGAGUGCUGGGUGAAGGAGCGGAAUAUGAGGCCACGCUUUGGACAGAUCGUCAGCACACUUGACAAGCUCCUCCGCAACGCCGCAAGCCUCAAAGUGCUUACCAGCACACACUCAGGUGAUCUCUGUCGAGUUGGCGGGACCCUGCCGGGGCAUCAAAGGAAGAAUAUAGGAGAUGCACAAGACAUGAAACAACAAAUGAGCCAAACUCUGCCCAUACGGGUUUGACUGAUUUAAAAAAAACACCUGCUGAGCCUCCAGGCUAGCAACAGAUUCCCAUUUGAAGAGUAAACCUGACUGGGACAAUCCAUACAAAGCCAAUGGAAAAUUACUGGAGCCGACUAUUGCUUGAAGAGCCAAUGGAAAACCUGUAUACAAUUUGGAACAGUGUUGCACCCCUCCCAAGGAGCCUGUGGAAAACUACGGCGUGUCCAAUGGAAAACUGCAUGGGCCUGACGGGUAGCCUGUGUAUGGGGCACCUGGGGAGUACUGGGAAAACACAGCACAUGUUAAUUGGAAUUCUGUAUGAUGGCGCCUCAGGCAAUCGUCUUUGUUCUUUCCCUCCCUUUUGUCAUGACUUUCUCAUGUUUACACUGAAUUUUCAUCACAUGGAUUAAAUUGACAACGUUUCUACUUCUCAGGUUCAGUUUGCAUGUGUGCAUGUGAUUCUCUAAUGGCAAAAAGCGAUCACUCUCUUCCGUAACUCCAAUCCCUUCCAUUCUUCCUCUCAUUUGCCGAGGCCACAAACGAUGAGACGGACUCAAGACUUAUAAGCUAACUGUAAUAAUGUUUAAAAAUGUAUUAAAUGUAAGCCCGGACUGUUUGAUGUUGGCUUGAGGAUAUUUUGCCGCUCUUCUUCCCUCAAAGACUUGUUUCUUCUGAUCUUUUCUUCAUAUUGAAGAAAGGAAGAGAGUGGGACACAUGAAAGUUUCAGACUAGCCAGGAUGGACUCAAACUGAAACUUUCAGAAAGAGAAGAGGAAAUUUUCAAAGAAUGGAAAGUCCUUUAAGGGCGAGUGGACUUUAAAAAAGCGGACUGUUACGAUUCAAGAAACGUGUUUUAUUUACCUCUGUUGUAUUUUGUCUUCCAUGAAAUGCUCUUGAGAGAUUUCUUUGGACUGUGAUUUAAGAACUCCCAUUUCCCCUGCCUGUGAGCAAGGGGGAAUUGUGUGUAUGUGUGUGUGUGUGUGUAUG
Messenger RNA from Sinocyclocheilus grahami, 3686 nucleotides. Its product is annotated as ephrin type-B receptor 3-like. NCBI's taxonomy places the organism in Eukaryota, Metazoa, Chordata, Actinopteri, Cypriniformes, Cyprinidae. The transcript is spliced from 14 exons. Gene Ontology annotation, molecular function: transmembrane-ephrin receptor activity; protein binding; ATP binding. Gene Ontology annotation, cellular component: dendrite; plasma membrane. The record is from RefSeq and is a predicted model, not a curated record. The coding region runs from base 280 to 2721 and encodes 813 amino acids. Gene Ontology annotation, biological process: protein phosphorylation; ephrin receptor signaling pathway; axon guidance.